This is a messenger RNA of Lonchura striata (white-rumped munia), 1488 nucleotides long. The record is from RefSeq and is a predicted model, not a curated record. Lineage: Eukaryota; Metazoa; Chordata; Aves; Passeriformes; Estrildidae.
AGAGGCAGCAAGUGUGACUGAGAUUUCAGUCCUGCCUGGGGACUUUAUACUAGGAUGGCCCUCCAAUCACCGGCUCUGAGGUUUCUCCUGGCCCUUACAUCUCUAUUGUCAGCACAUGGCCAGGAAGAACUUUUCAACACCCAGAUAGUGCCCCAGGGAACAGAAAUGUGCCAAAGGCCCUUGUGGGACUCCAGACUCCACCUGGCACCAGACCAGGUGAAUUAUAAGAAGAAUGAAGAAGUAAUGUUGAGCUGCCCUGAAGGUUUCCAGCCAUCCUUCACCCGCGUUAAAUGUUCAAGCGAAGUCCAGUCCUUCACUGGUGGGAAACCUGUCUACAGAGAGGUCUGGACUGUAAGAAACUCCAGAGGUGCCUGGGUCCGCAUUCAGUCCAGAGUGGAGUGCAGUGAAGUGCUCCAGGUUGACCCUGAGACCUUUGAGAUUUCCAGCACCAGCAUCAAACUGAAAUGGACCUGCAGGUUCCCUGAUGCCUGCCAGGGCAUGAGGGCCAUGUGCCAGCUGGCAGAGCCUUCCUCCCCUCCCUGUGAGGCUGAGGAGGUGAAUGGAGAGCAGAUGUUACAUGGCCAGGAGGGAACAUUCACCUGCUCCCCUUUGCAGCCCUUCACCGAGUACAGUGUCACCAUCGACCUGCUCCCCAACACAACCCUUUUCUCAUGGUUGUUCACCACAGAGGAAACAGUGCCGGACAAACCGGAGCAGCUGUGGCUGGAUCCUGACAGGGGAUCUCUCAGGUGGAGUUCGCUGCCCUCCUGCAAUGGGGAGAUCAUUGGAUACCAGCUGAGCAUCACAGCCAGGAAUGCAGGGGACAGCAGCGUGCUGGAGACGGAGCGGCUGCGGCUCAAUGGCUCCGUCACCGAGCUCCGGCUGCCGGGACACAGCCCCGGCAGCAGCUACGCCGUGACGAUCCGGGGAGUGACGGCUGCUGGAGCCGGGGCUGCGUUGAUGAGGGAGUUUCACGGCAACAGCAGCUCCGACAGCCCGCGCCCCCAGGCCAUCAGCUGCCGCAGCGCCCGCGACAUCGCCCCAUCGCAAGGCACGGCCGUGCUUCCCCUGCGCCCCAUCGCCCGUGGCUCUGAGGCCGCCAGGGAGCACCAGCUGAUCGUGGCCGCGACGCACGACGGCUCGCUGAUCGAGAGCAUCUGCUCGGGGCAGCCACGGCUCUCCAACGCCAGCGUCUACCUGGCCGCUCUUCUCAACCUCACCGCCCCCACGGACUUCGUGCUGGGCGACGGGAGCCGCGGCCAGGGCCAGCACAACGCUGCCCUCCGCCCGGGCCGGGACUACACGGCCCUUCUGCGCCUCGGCCGCCUCGGCCCGCAGGCAGAGAAGUUCACCUGUGUCUGCUACAGCUUCUCUGUUGUUGCAGAACAGACUGCAGGCCAGUGGCAUGGGGUUGUGAUUGGACUGGUUGUGCUGUUGGCUGUCCUCCUUGUGGCUGCAGUCAUCCUGUGGCUUGUGCUCUCCAGAUAA